CCUGCCCAUCCAACCUUAAAUUUUUCGAUUCCUGUAACCUCCAAUCCAAUUUCUGCACAAUGCAUUGUUAGCUGCAUCGACGUAUUCCAUCCAUCCACCAUAGCCGCGGUAUACGAUGCGGCGCUAGCUCUGCUCGCUUCAACCUAUCAAACGAGAGGCGCGGUGUUGAAGAAACGCUGACGACUUUGCGCCACUCUCCGAGACCCUCAAUCGGGACAUGUCUAACUCGGCUUUGUGAAGCGCGAAAAAAAAUUUAAUAGCCGGGGCUUUCCACGCGCGCCGUCGGUCUAAGCUCUGAGCUAUUCUUAUACCGACCUCUCAGUCCCUCGGGCUGUGGGAAUUGUGCAUGUUACGUCUUUCAGUGCUUUUCGGGGGACUCAACAGGAACAUCCGACGAUGGCGCCACUGUUAGGCAAUUGGGAUGGAGACGCCACUCCAUCAUCACAUUCAGCAAAUAAGAAUGCCGCAACUUCGAAAAGUAUUCUCUAUGUGGACGCCUACGACUCAUUCUCUUACAAUGUGGUCGCAAUGCUCGAGGAGACGCUCAACGUCCAAGUGACCGUUAUGACAAUCGACUCGGACUGGCCGGACGGCAACAUGAACGAGUUCCUCACGCACUAUGAAGCGAUAGUGCUGGGACCCGGUCCCGGAAAUCCCAAUCUGCCCAAAGAUGUCGGCAUCAUGCGCGAUAUCUGGAAUCUGCGGGAUACCGAGCUCCUGCCGGUUUUCGGCAUCUGUCUGGGCUUUCAGAGUUUGUGUCUGCAUCACGGCGUGCCGGUCGAGCGUCUACCUUAUCCACUGCAUGGUCAAGUCCGUCAUAUUUCAACGGCGUCGAAAGAUAUCUUUGAGGGGCUUUCCGAUGUGGAAGUUACGCUGUAUCACUCGCUUUAUGCUGAUUUUGAUGCUGUGAGCAGAUCGCGGGGUGAGUUGUCGGACGAUUUGGAAUUCUUGGCAUGGCUUCCUCUUGAGAAGGGGACUGGUUCGGUGACUCGAAUCCCAAUGGCGGUUUGUCAUCGCCAGAAACCGUUCUGGGGUGUCCAAUUCCAUCCCGAAUCUUGCAAGUCGGAAAAGGAUGCUUGCAAAACGCUGCUGCUGAACUGGUGGCGGAAGGCUCUUACUUUCAAUAAGCUGGUUGGACGUGGGGGGUAUGCAAUUCUCCCCGAAACGAUCAUCACGCCACACGAAGAGACCAAGGGCUUUCCUGACAUCGCCUUUGAAAUGUUGAAAUGGAGCUCAUCGACAUCUUCCACUUCGGCAUACCGGUCUCUCUAUCGGGGCAAUUUGACUGCAGAGUCUCUGAGCGAGCUGUUCAACAGGCCUGGAGCGCCGACAGUGUUGUUCCAGUCAAAUGGCCGCUACAACAUCGUUUCGGUUCCCAGCCCUGGCUCAUGGCGAUUCGAAUUCAGCGUGGAGCUCCAGAAAUUAGCCAUGUACCAACUCAGCGCUGGUCGCAAAUCAGUCGAGGAUUCCCUGACUGUGAGUCAAAUGUGGGAUGCUCUCCGAUACUUGAUGGAAAUGAAAAAGGUCAGCUCGGGUAGUACACAAGUUCCUUUCUGGGGUGGCUUCCUAGGAUAUUUCUCCUACGAGCUGGGUCUGGCCUGUCUUCCUCAUCCCAAGGGAUCUUCCUCGCCGACGUACCAUGAUAACGUUUCCUUUAAAUCGCCACCUGGUAGUGCUGAAGAUCACCCCGCCGAUGUCAGUCUACUCUGGUGUGAAAGGAGCAUCGUCAUCGACAACACCACUGGAAAUAUUAUUGUACAGUCUACCUGCGAAUCCGACAACUUGCCAUGUGGCUGGCUCGACGAGACAUUGCAGCUACUUCAGGAAUCUUCAGGAUCCGCCCAGAAUGUGGACACCGUCGAUACCCAGUUUCUAGACUCCAUCCUUCGGGACGGCAAAAUUACCUUCCCCGAAGAAGCGACAUACAAACGACAGAUCCAGGCAUGUCAAGCAGAACUAGAAGCCGGUGAAUCUUACGAGCUGUGCCUCACCUCCGAAACAUCAAUUACACUACCAAACCCCACAACAGACGAAGGCCGAGCCACUUUCCCCUGGAAAUUAUACAAGAAACUCAGAAAAUACAACCCCGCCGCAUUCAGUGCCUUCGCCGACCUGGGCCACGCCAAAAUCGUCAGCAGCAGCCCCGAAUGUUUCCUCAACUGGGAUCGCGAGUCCAUGCUAGAAAUGAAACCGAUGAAAGGCACCGUCCGCAAAACGCCAGACAUGACCAUGGAAAAAGCCCGCGAAAUCCUGGGUACAACGAAAGAAAUGGCGGAAAAUUUGAUGAUUGCCGAUUUGAUUCGUCAUGACCUGUACGGAAUCUGUGGAUCUGGCGGUGUUCGCGUCGAAAAGCUACUCGAAGUCGAGGACCAUGGUCGGGUUUACCAGAUGAUUACGCACGUGAAGGGUGAAGUUCGCGCUGAACAACUCGGGUAUGCGGUGCGGCAUAUGCCUCAGUUGAAGUCCUCGAGUAUGGCGGUUCAUGGACUCACGGCACUUCAGCGUUGCCUGCCUCCUGGUUCUAUGACUGGUGCCCCCAAAGAGCGCUCCUGCUUGCAUCUUCGUCAUAUCGAAGCGCGUAAGCGCAGCAUCUACUCCGGUGUGAUGGGGUACCUCGACCUCGGUGGUGGUGGAAGUUUCUCGGUUCUCAUUAGAACCGCGUUUACUCGCUACCCUGAACAGGGCGUUGGUAGUCAAAACCAGCAGACAUGGAGGAUCGGUGCAGGUGGUGCAGUCACCACCCUCAGUACGGCCGAGGGGGAAUGGCAAGAGAUGUUGACCAAGCUGCAGACUGUCUGCAACGUCUUUACACCGUCGGAGCCCGCUAGCAAGGGCUAAAGCUUGGGAAUUCCAGACUUAUGCCUGGCGAUCUAUGUCAUGGCAUUGGAUCGUUUUGUUUAUUUGCUUUUCAUCUUCACUAGAUCACAGACGGUAUACUCGUUUCUUCAACAUCUGGAUCAGUACAUUGCGAGUGAAGACUUCAUUCAACAUAUAGCGGUGGGAGGAGUUUUGUGUAUUUAGACCUGUAUCCAUUGCAUAUACUUUUGAACUAUCUCAUGUCCACGAA
This is a messenger RNA of Penicillium brasilianum, 3067 nucleotides long. NCBI's taxonomy places the organism in Eukaryota, Fungi, Ascomycota, Eurotiomycetes, Eurotiales, Aspergillaceae. The record is from the annotation of a GenBank genome assembly.